AUGGACAUCGACAUUUCAGACAUCUUAGCAGACAUAUCCCGGCCUAAUGUAUCAAGCCUACCUGACACAUCAUCUCCAUAUGGCGGUUCCUACGUCUAUGAACCCUCGAUAGCAGCCACAGACCACAUACUUCUAACCAGACACUGGACCUCCGAGCGCUGUACGCCCUCCCUUCUCGCCUACCCAACAGCACUCAUCAACCGCGUUAUGGAUCGCAUCCGUGCCCAGAUUACACGAAUCGAAGACCUAGCAAGCGGGACCUACAGCAACGACUAUGGACAUCACCAGCAGCAACAACCACAACAAAACCUCAACCUCGUCCUUAGCAUACUACAGACAGACUUGAGCAGGACCCAGUUCCUAAUGCGGAGUUACUUGCGGUGUCGUCUAGCGAAAAUAACGACAUCCGCGACAUAUUACUCAAAGUAUCACGUCAAUGCUUCCACCUCCUCCUCCGACACCGACACAAAAACCCCUCUACUAAGUGAGCAGGAAACACAGUACCUCCAGCACCACAACCAUCUACUCCUGAACCUAUACAAUUCGUCUUUCCUGCUGAGUUUGCCCCCGAACCUGAGAAGGCUAGACGAUAACACCGGGACUACAGGACGGAUGGACGAGGGCCCCGAUAUGGCUGCGGCGGUGAUGGUGAGGUGUCUUGCGAAGGAGUGGAAUAACGAGACUGAUGUGUUUGCGGAUGAUGGGCUGGAAGGAGGAGGACAGGGGACGCAGGGGGAUGUGACGCAGGAAGAGAAUGCGAGUGUGGAAUUGAGGUGUGAGAGGGGGGGUGUGCUUGUGGCGAGAUGGAGGGAUGUUAAGAGUGGUGUUGAGAAGGGGGCGCUUGAGGUUCUGUAG
Molecule: messenger RNA, 855 nt
Organism: Lithohypha guttulata
Lineage: Eukaryota; Fungi; Ascomycota; Eurotiomycetes; Chaetothyriales; Trichomeriaceae
Exons: 1
Coding region: 1-855 (284 amino acids)
Biological process (GO): DNA-templated DNA replication; double-strand break repair via break-induced replication
Cellular component (GO): GINS complex
Source: RefSeq, a predicted model, not a curated record